UUUUUAACAAAACCGUCUCAUGUGUGAACAAUCUCUAAAUUCUUGAUCCAUCAUAUGUUUUCGGGCCAGUAGCAUUUUUUUAAUACAGUAGUUGUCAUAUUUAUAUUUUUUCUUUACUUCAUCGUCAGAUUUAGUGGCAGCAUAGAAUUUAAGUUGUUGUUGUUGUUUCUUUAGAGAAGAAUUUAGCAAGAGGCAAAGGAUAUGCUAUCGUUAUUGAAGGGCGAGAUUCGUAGCCGCUGCGAGAGAAGCACGAAAAGCUAAUUUUGGAAAUAAAGCGCGGGGUUUUUCUUUUUUUCUUUGGUGGUUGGUUUUUCGUUUUUCCCCUCCAUUUUUUUUUCGUUUUUUUUUACCCCCUCCCCCAAGUUCAAAUGUGCUCCGUCCAAAGAUGCUUCGUCCAGGAGAACUUCACGGACGCGAGGGCAAACGGGCGGAAAAAGGAGCUCGACUCUUAUGCGAAAGACGAUGGACCCACCAGGUGCAACAAGACGAACGGCCACGCUGAUCCUGACGAGAAAGAGAGGAAGAAAAAGAACGAAGAGGCAUUCGCCAGAUGGGUCAAAAGCAAAGAGAAAAGGGAGUUGGAGAAGAAAAAAGAGAAGAAGCGCGAAGAGGAGAGGAGGAAGAUGCAGAAGACGCAGAAGGAGGAGCAGGACAAGAGGAUAAUCGCCGCCAACAGGGAGAUGUGGCUGCAGAAAAAGAAAGCUGCCAUCGAAGCGGAAAAACAGAAGAAGAAAGAUGAAGAGAAGAAACUCGAAGAGAAGGAGACACUCAAGAAGAACCUGUCGAAAGAGGUCGUCAAGGUCUGGAUGGGUAUCAGCCAGAGGAGGCCUAAGCCGACCCCGAGCAGCAUAUUCUCCAAUUCUCAGGUGAACGUCUCCUACAAGAACCCGGAACCGUGGAGGGGCGUCCUUGACGACUGAGGCCUCCGUGUACCAUCUCCCAGUUAACACCCGGAGGGCGAGAGUAGUGUGUUAGAAUCGAAAAACAAGAAGGACUCGUUAAUAAAACGUGUUAAAAUGAUUAAAAGACAACAAAAA
Molecule: messenger RNA, 1037 nt
Organism: Cimex lectularius (bed bug)
Lineage: Eukaryota; Metazoa; Arthropoda; Insecta; Hemiptera; Cimicidae
Product: coiled-coil domain-containing protein 34-like
Exons: 6
Coding region: 369-920 (183 amino acids)
Source: RefSeq, a predicted model, not a curated record